Messenger RNA from Psammomys obesus (fat sand rat), 1206 nucleotides. RefSeq names its product deoxyribonuclease 2 beta (gene Dnase2b). Lineage: Eukaryota; Metazoa; Chordata; Mammalia; Rodentia; Muridae. The transcript is spliced from 7 exons. Gene Ontology annotation, molecular function: deoxyribonuclease II activity. The record is from RefSeq and is a predicted model, not a curated record. Gene Ontology annotation, biological process: apoptotic DNA fragmentation.
AUGAAAUACACCUCAUUCAACAUCUACCUCUCAGGAGUUUCUGUUCCCGUGCAUGUCACAGUAUUUAAUUCACUCCGAAGAGUUAACUAUAAGCCGGCGUGGCCUGAGAGAGACUUGACACUCGGAUAGAACAUGAUAAUGAAACAUCUAAGAACAGCUGUUUCUUUGCUCUUCUUUGCCCUCUCUGGGGUCCUGGGGAUACCAGAAAUCUCAUGCAAAAAUGGAAAAGGUCAACCUGUGGACUGGUUUACCUUUUAUAAGCUACCCAAAAGGUACGGCAAAGAAGACACAGAGACCGGGCUGGAGUACAUGUACCUGGACUCCACAAAGACAAUGUGGAGGAAGGGCUGGCACCUGAUAGACAGCAACAGGAGUGCCUUGGGAAUUACCUUAGAGCAGCUGUAUGAAGCGUAUACCUCCAAGAGCAAUGCCACAGCCUAUCUACUCUACAAUGAUGGUGCCCCUAAGUCUACGACUUACAGCAACAAGUAUGGACAUACCAAAGGUGUACUGGUAUGGAACAGACUGCAGGGGUUCUGGCUGAUCCAUUCUGUUCCUUGGUUUCCUCCAGUUCCAGAAGACGGCUAUAGUUAUCCAAGCUCAGGGAGACGAAACGCACAAAAUGGCAUCUGCAUCACUUUCAAAUACGGCCAAUUCGAAGAAAUAGAUUCUCAGCUCUUGGUCUCCCAACCGAACAUCUACAGUUGUUUCAUUCCCACCACCUUUCACUGGGAACUCAUCUACAUGCCCAAGCUGUGUGCCAAGUCCAGCUCCUCAUCGAUCCCUCGCCGGAGCCUCACCAUACUUCAGUCAGUGCACGGUCAUGAUUUCCUCCAUUUUGCAAAAUCUGGUUCUUAUACUGACGACAUCUUUACAGCCUGGAUGGCUCAACAACUGAAGACGAAUUUGCUAGUCCAAACCUGGCAGCGAAAGAGACAGGAGCUUCCUUCAAACUGUUCCCUCCCUUUCCAUGUCCACAAUGUCAAGAUCAUUCAGACAGCUUCCAAGUAUUACUUCAGUUCUCACCUUGACCACUCCAAAUGGUGUGUUUCUACAAAGGACUCCAAAAAUCACUGGACCUGUAUUGGAGACCUAAAUCGGAGCCCAUCCCAAGCCUCCAGAAGUGGAGGGUUCAUCUGUACCAGGAAUCCAUAUCUUUACCAAUCAUUUCACAAAUUAGUUUUUGGCUAUGAGUUCUGUAACUAA